Molecule: messenger RNA, 4402 nt
Organism: Colossoma macropomum (tambaqui)
Lineage: Eukaryota; Metazoa; Chordata; Actinopteri; Characiformes; Serrasalmidae
Gene: calcrla
Product: calcitonin receptor-like a
Exons: 13
Coding region: 159-1586 (475 amino acids)
Biological process (GO): angiogenesis; cell surface receptor signaling pathway; adenylate cyclase-activating G protein-coupled receptor signaling pathway
Cellular component (GO): plasma membrane
Molecular function (GO): calcitonin receptor activity; adrenomedullin receptor activity; calcitonin gene-related peptide receptor activity
Source: RefSeq, a predicted model, not a curated record
CGGGCAUCUCCGUCAGUGCGCUGGAUAUUUGGCUGCGGCGUUUGAAGGGAGAGCGGCUGUUGAUCAGAGAGCGGAGAGAAAGCGCUCAAACAGCGGCUCUGAAACACUCCGGCCGGCUUAACCGCGGACUUUACAGCGAGGUCAAUAGCAGACUAGAGAUGCUGAAAAAGAAGAUUGAAUGGUGCUGGACAGUCCCUCUGUUUCUGCUGUCGGCUGUAGCCCAGGUCACUGUGUUGGCCAGCCCUGAAGUAAACGACAGCCAACAGCAGACCCCUCAGAAUGUGUACCACGACAUUGGCUUCACCAGGAACAAGAUAGUGACUGCACAGUUUGAAUGCUAUCAGAAGAUUAUGAAGGACAAUAACAAUGUGGGAAAAGUUGGACCAAUGUGCAACAGGACAUGGGAUGGCUGGCUGUGUUGGGAUGACACGGAUGCUGGGUUCACCACUCAGCAGCACUGUCCAGACUACUUCCACGACUUUGACCCUUCAGAGAUGGUCACUAAGAUCUGCAUGGAGAAUGGCCAGUGGUUUUUGCAUCCUGAGAGCAACCGGACAUGGACGAAUUACACCAGAUGUAACGAGCGCACUAAUGAAGGCAGAAUGACUGCAAUGAACCAGCUCUACUUGGCCUUAAUAGGACACGGACUGUCCCUGAUCUCCUUGUUUAUUUCACUCGGGAUAUUCUUCCAUUUUAAGAGUCUGAGCUGCCAGAGGAUAACCCUGCACAAAAACCUUUUUUUCUCUUUCGUCUUGAACUCCAUUAUCACCAUCAUCUGGUUGACGGCCGUGGCAAACAACCAGGAGUUAGUGCAGCGGAAUCCAACCAGCUGUAAAGUUUCGCAGUUCAUCCAUCUGUAUCUGUUUGGAUGCAACUAUUUCUGGAUGCUGUGUGAGGGGAUCUACUUGCAUACCCUCAUCGUUGUGGCUGUGUUUGCAGAGAAGCAGCAUUUAAUGUGGUACUAUCUUCUGGGAUGGGGUUUCCCACUGAUACCAGCUACAAUACACGCCAUAGCCAGAAGCUAUUACUACAACGACAACUGCUGGAUCAGUUCAAACACGUCUUUGCUGUACAUUAUUCACGGCCCUAUCUGCGCGGCUUUGGUGGUGAAUCUGUUUUUCCUGCUGAACAUCGUGCGUGUCCUCAUCACCAAGCUCAAAGUGACCCAUCAGGCUGAGUCCAGUCUGUACAUGAAGGCUGUGCGUGCCACCCUCAUUCUGGUCCCCCUCCUGGGAAUCCAAUACGUUCUCCUGCCGUAUAAACCCGGAGGACGCAUUACCUCUGAGAUAUAUGAUUACGUCAUGAACAUCUUAAUGCAUUAUCAGGGGCUGCUGGUGGCCACUAUCUUCUGCUUUUUCAACGGAGAGGUGCAGGGUGUGUUGAGGAGGCACUGGAACCAGUACCGCCUCCAGUUUGGCAGCGCACUCUCCCAUUCAGAGGCGCUGAGAUCCGCCUCCUACACGGCCUCCUCCAUCACAGAAGUGCAGGGCUGCUACAGCAUCGACAGCCACAGCGAACACUUAAACGGCAAAAGCUACCACGAGGCCGACAACGCCGCCUGCAAAUCAGAGAGCUCCUUCACCUGAACAUGGCCACACCGUUACCAUGGCGAGUGUCACAUGACUAGACUUCAACGUUUACUAGGCACUCUGGAGGAAGAAAGGAGAGAAAAGUGUUCCUUUGUUAUCACACUGAAAACUACCUUAUUACCUUACACAGCGGACGCCAGUAAGUGGACACAGUGCCCCCCUACUCACCCCACGGCCCUCAACAGGUAAAAAAACAGAACAAAAAAAAAAAAACGUGCUCUUCAUUUGGACUCUGUACAGUAUUUGAAGUCGCCUGGCUGCUUUUUAAAGACAUUCAAGGCACACAUUUUAAUCGUUUAUAACUUGGUAAUGGGCAUCAAGAAAUUAUGAUAAUAUGACUCGAUAUUUGCCAGGUCGGAAUAUCGGUGAUUGUGAUAAUUGUGAAUUUUUACUGCCAACAGUAUGCUAUGCUGACAUGCGCUGUACACAACGAUGCAAAAUGUUCCGUUUUUAUUGAAUCUGUUGUACAGAAAAAAUGUCAUGUUGUGUUCAGAGUUCAGCAUAGUACUGUAAAUUACAUUAUUGUCUUCUAUGAGUUAUUUUACAGUGUACAUAUGUCAGAUCUGUGGUACUUUUUAGUCAAAACAGUCAAAGAUAACAAUUCAACUCAAAUCUCAAUAACAGUGAAUGAUGCUAACAUCUUUAACAUGAUGUGUCCUAGCAUUUCAGAAUGUGUUCAGUUGAAGCAUCCACACCAAACAUACACCUAUAGCUGAGUUGUACAUAUAAGCAUAUAAAAUUGAGUGUUGAUCUUAAUGGAAGUCACAAUAUUGUUGUUUUUGACAACGAAGAUACAGGAAGUGUACAGAAUAAUGGAAACAUCAUAUAAAAUACUUAAUGGCUAUUUUAUCAGAGACACUUGCCAUAUAGGUGCAAUAUACAGGUUUACAGUUACUGACUGUAGGCCAUCUGUUGGUAUUAACGACCCUCUACCCCAUUCUUCAUUGGAAAAGGACCACCAUAGGACCACCACUGAGCAGGUGUAAUUCAGUUGGUGGGUCUGCAGUGGUCCUGUGGUCAGAAACUGAAGGAAACUGAUGAAGGACUAGAGGAUGACUAACAAUCUGUGCCUGGAAAAAGUAGAUGAGUCAGUGCUGUUGUGGUCGAGUCUGGUCUUGGACUUGAGUCCAUGUUGUCAACUGUCUGGGACUUGCCUUGUAAGUAGUAAUUGUAAUCAGUCUCGUCUUGGUCUUGGCAACUGGUCUCACCAAAUUUAGUCUCUGGUCUCGACCAAAAACAGCCGUACUGCCCCACAGAUUUCUAACUGCUCACAAAAACAGCAGUGAAAAUAUUACAAAAUGUAAUUCGUCUGGUACUCUUUUGAUGUAGGAUGAACACAGAGUUGCAUCCUUGUUUUUUAAAUGAAAUAAAAACGACAGUCAAAGCUCUCCUUUAAUCAUCCCACGUUUUUGGUGGCCGUCUACCACCAGUUUUGAUUGACGCCAGUGUGACGAUGCAACAGAAUUCAGACGCUCGCGGAUGAAAAAUGUAAACAGGGCUUUAUUCACGUUGGACAAAGGCGUGGUCAAAAAACAUGCGUGGGUCGUAACCAGAAAGCAGCAAAAUAUCACCGAAGUGAUCAUAACCAAAAGCAAACAAAACCAAGGGAGUGAUCAGAUAUCGUCAUCAAAAACCAGGCCAGAAAGUCAAAACACAGAUCCAAAAACAGUCAGCAAAGGUACAAGAAGGGACAGGCAAAAAUCAAGGUCAGUUAAACAUAUCAUAGAUCAUAGAAACGGUCAGCAAGUUCAAAUAGAAACAAUACCUCGCAACGACUAAGACUAAAGCCUGGGCUUAUAAACUAUCCUAGAUGAGUCAUAUGACAACAAACACAGGUGCAUGUAUUUAGUACUCAGGUGAUUGUGAGCACUGAUAGGUGCGUGCACGACCAUCCAAAGUCAUAUGAUCUCCCGAGGGAUUGUGGGCAAUGGAGUCCGUUCUGGACUCUGCGCCCGAGGGACGUUGCUCAGUCACAUGAUCUCCUAAUGCAUUGUGGGAAAUGUAGUCUGAGUCCGCCUGAGGCGUGACAGCCAGUUUUUGAGAUUUUUUUCUAUUUCAAUUAAAUACAAUCAAAGAUAUACUUAUUAGUUUUUCUUUUUUCUCUGACUCACUGACUCUCACUCAAGCAGCCCAACACCAAAUUAGUGCAUCUAUUUGUGUUUGAUUUAGCUGAUUAGCAUUGGCACUGGUUGGAUUAAUUCCAAGCAGGCACUGAAUGGCAGGAAACUCAGGGAGCUGAUGCACGAUCAUCCUCUCAAAAACUGAGACAACAUCCCUAAAAUCGGACUAAAUUUAGAAAAGGACCAUUAGAGCCGUAUUCUAAACCGUCAGUCUAUACCACAGUUAUGUUUGUGAGUGGAGAUCAUUUAUUAUGAUUUGCAUUUGCUGAAGGAUUGUAGUUCAUUACAUUUCUGUUUAUUUAAGUAUACAAUUACAUAGUUCAAAUUAAGUAAUAUUGGACUGGAAGACUCUUGACUCGAUCUUAACUAGUCACAGUCUUGGGUUUAUCUUGGACUUGACAAGGACGGUCUUGGCUCCUCUCCCAGUGUCCACAAAACUCCAGCAACACUGCUACUGUCAUACCAUGAGUGUGUCAGGCACGCCACUACCAUGUCAGCGUCACCACUCAAAUAAUAUCUGGUCAACAGUGUUGCUAUGGAGGUCUUUUCCUGUUCAAGGAUGGGGUACAGUGGGGGUGAUAGUGUGCAGCAAUAGAUGGGCUACACUCGGUAACUGUAAACUGACAAAGUGCACCUACAGGGUAGCUGUAUCUGACAAAAUGGCCAAUGAGCGUAAGUAUUUUCUAUUAUUUU